Paramecium sonneborni is the source of this 4525-nucleotide messenger RNA. Lineage: Eukaryota; Ciliophora; Oligohymenophorea; Peniculida; Parameciidae. The record is from the annotation of a GenBank genome assembly.
UAAAAGAUGUCAAAGAACGUAGAGGAUAUUUACAAGAUGGUUUCAUAGGUUGAACACAUUUUAUUGAGACCUGAUACUUACAUAGGGAGUGUUGAGAUAUCAGAUUAAGAAUUAUGGAUCUGUGAAGAUAGUGAUUAGAUAAGUUUUAAAUUAGAGGAAUUUAGUUAUUGUUAAGGAUUAUAUAAGAUAUUUGAUGAGAUAUUGGUGAAUGCAGCAGACAAUUAUUAGAGAGAUAAAUCUACAGAUAGAAUAUCUGUGACAAUAGAUAAUGAUAGUAUAAUGAUAGAGAAUACUGGAGCAGGUAUUCCAAUAUAAAUACAUAAAUAAUACAAUAUAUAUGUGCCAGAGAUGAUAUUUGGAAGAUUAUUGACAUCUUCUAAUUAUGAUGAUUCAGAAUAGAAAGUGACAGGAGGUAGAAAUGGUUUUGGAGCAAAGUUAGCAAACUUGUUUAGUUCUUAUUUUAAAGUAGAAACGAUUCAUCAACAUAAGAAGUUUACAAUGAUUUGGACAGAAAAUAUGAAGAAACAUACAUAACCAGAGGUAACAAAUACAAAUGAAAAGCCAUAUACAAGGAUAACAUUUAAGCCUGAAUUAAAUAAAUUUUAGAUAGAUAGAUUAUAGGAUAUAGUACCAUUAUUGAAUAAACGAGUGAUAGAUUUGGCAGGUAUAUUACCCAUAGCUGUGUAUUUGAAUGGAAAGAAGGUGGGAAUAAAUAAUUUUAAGGAUUAUGCAUAAUUGUAUGGUAUAAAUGGGAAAUUUGCAUAUGCAUCUUAGAAUAAGCCAUAUAAAUGGGAGGUAUUAAUAAGUUCAUCAGAUGGUUAAUUUGGUUAGGUAUCAUUUGUAAAUUCAAUAAAUACAAUAAGAGGGGGAACACAUGUUAAUUAUGUAGUUGAUUAGAUAGUAGAAGGUUUAUUGGUUCAUAUAAAGAAGAAGUAUAAAGAGAUGAAGAAUAUAAAACCAUUUUAAGUAAAGAGUUUUAUAAGAAUAUUUUUAAAUUGUUAGAUAGUGAAUCCUGCAUUUGAUUCUUAAACGAAAGAGACAUUAACAACGAAAGCAUAGAAAUUUGGAAGUACUUUUGAAGUAAGCGAGAAAUUUAUAGAUGAAAUAAUAAAAAAGACAGAGAUAAUAGAUAAUGUUAUAUUAUAAGCGAAAUCUAGAUUAAAUAAAUAAUUAAGCAAAUAAUUAUCAGCUAAAAAAUAAUAGAGAUUAUUAGGAAUAGAUAAAUUAGAAGAUGCAAAUGAUGCAGGUACUAAGAAUGCUGAUUUAUGUACACUGAUAUUGACAGAAGGAGAUUCAGCCAAAUCAUUAGCAAUGGCUGGAAUAGAAAUAGUAGGAAGAGAUAGAUUUGGAGUAUUUCCAUUAAGAGGUAAAUUAUUAAAUGUUAGAGAUGCAUCAAUUUAAAUGAUAAUGAAAAAUGCAGAAAUAGAAUAAUUAGUUAAAAUAAUGGGUUUAUAAUUUAAUAAGAAUUAUGAUAAUACAAAAUCUUUAAGAUAUGGAUCAAUAAUGAUUAUGACUGAUUAAGAUCAUGAUGGACAUCAUAUUAAAGGUUUAAUUAUUAAUUUUAUUGAGAAAUUCUGGCCUUCUCUAUUUAAAAUGAAAGGUUUCUUAAAAUAAUUUGUAACUCCAAUUAUAAAAGUAACAAGAGGUAAAGAAUGUCAUAGUUUUUUUUCAAUUGGAGAGUAUAAAAAAUUCAUAAAUGAAAAUCCAAGAGGAGAUUAUAAAGUUAAAUAUUAUAAAGGUUUGGGUACAUCAACAGAUUCAGAAGCUCAAUAAUAUUUUAGUAAUUUAACAUUACAUCGUAAAGUUUUUACAUAUUCUGAUUAAACAGAUUCUGAUUAUAUAGAUUUAGUAUUUUCAAAAAGUAAAGCUGAUUAAAGAAAAGAAUGGUUAUCGGAAUAUUCAUGGAAAUAAGUAGAAGAUACUCUUGAUUACAAUAAACCAACAGUAAGAUAUAGAAAUUUUGUGACUGAUUGUUUAGCUAUGCAUUCAAUAAGUGAUAAUUUAAGAUCAAUACCUUCUAGUAUAGAUGGACUGAAACCUACAUAGAGAAAGAUUAUACAUACAUUACUUAAUCAUAAUAAAUAGGAAUAUAAAGUUAGUUCUUUAAGUGGAUUAGUAACUACUUAUGCUUAAUAUCAUCAUGGAGAAUAAUCCCUUUAAUAAACAAUAAUUGCAAUGGCAUAGAAUUUUACUGGAUCUAAUAAUAUUAAUUUAUUAUUACCAAUAGGUUAAUUUGGUACUCGAUCUAUGGGUGGUAAAGAUGCUGCAUAGGCUAGAUAUAUUAGUACUAAACUUAAUUCUCUUACCACUAAAUUAUUUAUAGAAGAUGAUUUACAUACAUUAAAUUAUUUAGAUGAAGAAGGAUAUACUGUUGAACCAUUCUGGUUUACUCCAAUCUUACCACUUGUAUUAAUUAAUGGAGCUGAAGGUAUUGGAACUGGAUGGUCCACUUAAGUACCUAAUUUCAAUCCUAGAGAAAUAUCAUAAUAAAUCUAAAGAAAACUUAAAGGUGAAGAUUUUGAAGAAUUAGUACCUUGGUAUAAAGGUUUUACAGGUACUAUCACUUCUGGAACUAAUCAAUAUAUUGCUAAAGGUUCAUAUAUUUAACAUAAAAAUCAUAUCUAUAUAACUGAGAUACCUCCCAAAAAAUCUAUUAAAGAAUAUUAAGCAUUUAUUUAGUCUAAAAUGGAAAUCUAAGAUGGUAAAUCAGAACCAGAAAUCUUAGAUUUUAAAGAAUAUCAUGCUGGUAAUAAAGUUUGUUUUGAAUUGAAAGUUAAUGAUGAUGUCUUAAAAUAAGAUCUAGAUAAAUAUUUUAAAUUAACUACUACAAUUGCAAUGACUAAUCUCGUCUUAUUUAAUCAUAAUGGAUUACUUAAACGAUAUUCUAAUAUUACAGAAAUUUUAGAAGAAUUCUAUCAAACUAGAAUUAAAUUCUAUUAACUUAGAAAGUAAUACUUACUUUCUAAAUAUUAAAACGAAUUAUAAUUAGUCUAAUCUAAAUCCAAAUUUAUUGAAGCUAUGAUAGAUAAUUCUAUCCAAUUAAGAGGAUUAAAAAAAAUUUAAAUGUGUAAUAAACUUUAAUCACUUGGAUUCAAAGGAAUUAGUUAACUUGAAUAAAUUACAAGUACUAAAAUAUCAAAAGAAAUUGACAUUGAUAAUUUAGAAAAAUAAUAUGAUUAUCUUUUAAGUAUGCCUAUGUGGAAUUUUAGUGAAGAAAAAAUAACUGCAUUUAAAUCAUAAAUUAAAUCAUUGUAAGAAUAAAUUAAUACACUCAAUAAGAAAACUCCAGAAUAAUUAUGGUCCGAUGAUAUUGAUGAUUUCUUAGCUGAAUUAAAUAAAGUUGAAGAUCAAGAAACUUAAGAAACUAUUAAAAGAGUUGAAAAAAAUGCUGAAAAAUUAUUAAAAGGUGGUUCAAACUAUUUAAAAACACUUGUAUUAAAAGGAAAAGAUGAUUAUACUCAAUAAGAGGAUGAUUAUGAUUCUGAAUCUGAUAAUGAUGGUCCAUCAAGAAAUCCUAAAAUAUUAAAAAAAGUUAUUCAAGAAUUUUCUAAUUUUGGUAUAAAAUCAUAAAGAGAACCUCCUUAAUCAAAAUUUAAAAUAUAAUUAGAAAAAUAAACUAAAAAAAAAGAUAAUUAAGAUGAGAAUAAAAGUGAAAAACCUAUUUCAAUGGAUUUAGAAAAUGAUACACCAAAGAGAAAUAAAAAAUUUAUAGAUAGUUAAAGUGAAGAUGAAAAAAUUGAUCUAAAAAAGAAAACAAGAAAAAAUAAUCAAUAAAAUGAUAUUUCUGAUAUUUAAGUAUAGAAUAAAGAUUCUGAACUCAAUAAAUUUGAAAAUAAAUCUAAUAAAGUUGAAUCCAAAUUAUAAAAAGCUGAUUAAAAAAUUAUCAAACCUACAAGAACUAAAAAAAUUGUACCUUAAAUGGAUUCAGAAUAAAAAGCUUCUGAAAUUAAAAGAAAAGCAGAACUAGAAAUCGCAGAAGAAGAUUAGAAAUUAAUUGAAUAAGAAAAAAAAGAAUUAGAAAAAUAAAGAGUACCUGUUGAUUCUUUGAAAGUUCCAAUUUAAGAUAAAGAAGAAAUGGAUCUUUUCUAAAAAUAUGGAUUUGGAGAUUUAAUGAAAAAAUAUCUCACUAAAGAUAAUAAUCCUAUUCCAUCAUUAGCUGAUAGAAUACUCUAAAGAACAAAAUAAGGAGAAAUUAAUUUUGAUUAAAUCAUUGCUGAUAAAAAAUAAGAAAGUGCAAUCAAAUAAAAAGAAAAUUAAGAUUCAGAAAAUGAUGUUGAAGAUAUCUUAUAAUUAGAUUUAAGUUAUGAAUCUGAAAUUAAAUAAAAAGAAAAACCAACUAAACCAACUAAACCAACUAAACCAACACCAAAAUCUACUGAUGAAAGAAAAUCAGCUAAAAAGAGUAUUGAGUAAUUAUAAUAAUAAAAUACAACCACUCCUGCUAAACGAAAGCAAAGAAAAUAAAUAAUUGAAUCAAGUGAUGAAGAACCUUUAAAUAGAAAAUUAAAAAAAAAAUGAGAAAAUG